GGUCAGCCUGCGCGCCUCUUCACUCCCACUCUUCCCAUUUCGCCGUCUCCGCGCCAGGGCAGGCAGCCACUCCAGCUGGUUGCCCCUCCCUCUUCUGAGAUGUCAGGAAGGAGGGAGCCACCGGUGUCCUCCACAAGGGCCCCCCGGAAUCUGGGGGCCCCCAGCCCCAGAGCUCGGAGGUGGAGGAGGUGCUGACAGGUCAGGUGCUCCAAGAGAUGCUCCCCGUCCCCUCAUGCUCCCUUCCCAUCCUCCUCCUCUUCCUCCUCCCCAGUGUCCCAAUGGAGCCCCACCCCCCACCCUCACCACUGCCCCCAUUCUUAGCCCCUGAGUGGGACCUCCUGUCCCCCCGAGUAGUCCUGUCCAGGGGUGCCCCUGCCGGGCCUCCUCUGCUCUUCCUGCUGGAGGCUGGGGCCUUCGGGGAGCCAGCGGCCAUCCCAGCCAACCGCAGCCGGCGCGGGGUGAGCGAGACGGCACCAGCGAGUCGCCGCGGCGAGCUGGCUGUGUGCGACGCAGUCAGCGGCUGGGUGACAGACCGCCGGACAGCUGUGGACCUGCGUGGGCGCGAGGUGGAGGUGCUGGGCGAGGUGCCUGCGGCUGGCGGCAGUCCCCUCCGCCAGUACUUCUUCGAGACCCGCUGCAAGGCUGAUGGCACUGGGGAAGGUGCCCCAGGUGGGGGUGGAGGGGGCUGCCGGGGUGUGGACCGGAGGCACUGGGUGUCCGAGUGCAAGGCCAAGCAGUCCUAUGUACGCGCGUUGACCACUGAUGCCCAGGGCCGUGUGGGCUGGCGAUGGAUUCGAAUUGACACUGCCUGCGUCUGCACACUCCUCAGCCGGACUGGCCGGGCUUGAGGCCCAGCCCAGGAACUGGUCAGGCAGAGACAGAACAAGGCUGGAUGCUGAGGGACCUCACAGGUGGCCUGGCUGCUCCAAGGGCCUCAAUUUGGGAACUUGUCAAAUGAUCACAAAAUCACAGCUUUCUGAUUUUGAGAGCUCAAUCUGUGCAGGAUGGGCGAUGAAACUAAAUGGGGUUUUGAAGGAUGAAUAGGAGUUCUCCUGGAGGAAUUUGAGGGUAAUAAUGAUGAUGGUAACAAUAAUGGCCAGUAUUUA
Molecule: messenger RNA, 1106 nt
Organism: Microcebus murinus (gray mouse lemur)
Lineage: Eukaryota; Metazoa; Chordata; Mammalia; Primates; Cheirogaleidae
Source: RefSeq, a predicted model, not a curated record